This is a messenger RNA of Aspergillus pseudoviridinutans, 1332 nucleotides long. RefSeq lists its product as uncharacterized. Lineage: Eukaryota; Fungi; Ascomycota; Eurotiomycetes; Eurotiales; Aspergillaceae. Bases 1 to 1332 code for a protein of 443 amino acids. The transcript is spliced from 2 exons. The record is from RefSeq and is a predicted model, not a curated record.
AUGGAUCGUGAAGAUAUCUCCCACUGGUUUUCAAACCAGGAAUCAACUCAACCACCUCUUAUCGGGGCUUUUAGCCAGUACCUAUCUGUUCAAGACGCAGUCCAAAUCUUUAAGCAGUUCCAUUCCAAUAAUUGGAUUCCCAAUGGUCAAGUUCUCUGGAGCGGCCUCCAUCGCAGAAAGGCCCAAGAAUGGGCUGACAAGCACCAUCUGCAGACUCUAACCACGGCUAUGGGCCUGCUAAUGGAUGAAAACCAUCCGGACUGCCCAAAAUGGAAGAAGACAUCUCAACAAUGGAGCAAAUACAUCCAUGGCGCUUCCGCAAUCUUUGCUUGGCAUAUAGCUCAGGGUGAAAAAGUCACGGUGCUUUCCCCUCCUCCACCAGAACGGUUCCACCCCUCGGGCCUCUCAAGCUACCAAGUGAUAGAAGAACCCAUCAUUAAAGGUUUGAUCUGUGAAAGCGCUGUGCACCAAAUCAUGAUGGCCCAUCCAAUGGUGACCGAAAGCGAAGAUUUCCUAUACAAGGCGUGGCCUGAAGACCAAAGCUUCCUUUGGCUUGCAAGAUUCGGAUCAAGAGAUACCAAAAGAAAUUGGAGAGAUACAGGGCACGGUGCAGAUAAGUUACGACUGAAGCAGCUAGUGGUUGCUUACUCGGAACAACGCGCCGUUUCUAUUAAGCAUGUCAACCACCAAGAAAAGAAAAAGAUGACUUUCACCGAAUUAGCUUUCAUCGGCUUACUCUCGCUCGUCGUUUUAAUCUUGCUAUCCAAAUUCACGAUACUACUUUUGGCGGUUCUGUUAUACACACUCAUCGACAAAAUCUUCUGUAGACAAGAAAUCGACCAAUAUUCUCAGUCGCAGGAGAUGGAGAAGUAUAAAGGGAGACUGGAUACGAGACAAGAGGAUAAUAAAACAGCCCACUCGAACAACGUUUCAGGUCAAAUUCCCAAAGCCAACACAGAUACGCAAAUUAAGGCUAUCAAGAAGUGCAAAGAAGCAGUAAAAGCGUGGGUAAAGGCGCAAAAGGCAACCGCAAGAAAGCUCAAAGCUGAAAGGAAGGCUCAGGUGAAGGCACAAGAGAAGGUUAGACAGAAGCACAAGGAAGAGCAGAAAGCACAAGCAAAGGCGCAAGAGCUCAUAGCUGAAAGGGAAAGGAUAGCCAACGCAAAGAAGAAAGAGGUAGCCGCACGAAAGCUCAAGCAGGAACGGAAAGAACAAGCAAAGGUGCAAAAGGCGGCUGCUGAAAAGCUCAAGGCACAAAGGAAAGCCCAAGAGAAGCAGAACAAGGCCAGAAAAUCAGUAAAGACAGCAAAGAAAGCGAAGGCGAAGAUAUAA